ACCUUCUCAAAAUGCAAAAGAACAAUUUCAAUAGGAUCAAAAGUGAGGAAACAAAAACUUAAGAGGAUGUGUUUGUUCGUCCCAUGUAUUUGUAAAGAAGUAGAAAAAGAGCUAGGAAGAAAAGCAGCAGCAGGGGCAUGUCCUUACUGUGGAGGAAAAGUACAAGCUAUAGAUGUAGAAAAACGUCUCAGAUUCUGCUUUCUCCCCAUUUGUUUUAGGUUCAAGAGGAAGUAUAUCUGUACUUUCUGUUCUAGGCGUUUGGUUUUGUAUUCUUGAUUAAAAGAUAGUUAGCUCCUGUUGUGUUGUAAUUUGUCUAAUUUUGGUUAAUAGAAUGUAGAGGAGGAGGAAGGUGGUGUUGUAUUCUUUAUCAACUUCCUUGAAGGAAGUUUAGUUCUUUCUUCUUCCUCUUUAUUUUUUUUUUUAAAUUGUGUAAUUUAUAGCCUGCGAUUAGUUUUACUUUCUUACCAU
Nicotiana tabacum (common tobacco) is the source of this 468-nucleotide messenger RNA. Lineage: Eukaryota; Viridiplantae; Streptophyta; Magnoliopsida; Solanales; Solanaceae. The record is from RefSeq and is a predicted model, not a curated record.